Messenger RNA from Trichomycterus rosablanca, 3243 nucleotides. It is a transcript of the gene epha6, whose product is annotated as eph receptor A6. The record is from RefSeq and is a predicted model, not a curated record. NCBI's taxonomy places the organism in Eukaryota, Metazoa, Chordata, Actinopteri, Siluriformes, Trichomycteridae. Gene Ontology annotation, molecular function: protein binding; transmembrane-ephrin receptor activity; ATP binding. Gene Ontology annotation, biological process: ephrin receptor signaling pathway; axon guidance; protein phosphorylation. Gene Ontology annotation, cellular component: plasma membrane; dendrite. Bases 280 to 3243 code for a protein of 987 amino acids. The transcript has 17 exons.
UGACAGGAAAACUUUCAUAUUUUGUUUGCUUAUAUCUUCACAUUUUUUGAAGAAAACUUGUUAAAUAUUUUUAAUUUUACAUUCUUGUUGAUGGGAUAAAUUCCGCGGACAAGUUUCAGUCAUUUCCUCAGGUACCUCAGGAACUCGCUAUGGAUUGGCAUUUGAGCCUCGUCUUGAUAGGCUUAAACGACGACUAUAAAUCAUUUAAAGUAGUUUAAGGAAUUUAAUUUGACGCUUUUACGAUUAACUGACGACCAAGAACAAUUGGAUGGUGAAAAAAUGGGCUAUAAGCUAAGAAUUUACCUCAGUUUUGCGUUAAUGGGAAUAGGAAUAACGUUAUCGGAGCCCGAGCAUCCCAACCAAGUGGUUCUGUUGGACACCACAUCUGUAUUGGGGGAACUGGGCUGGAUGACCUACCCAGUAAAUGGGUGGGAUGCCAUCACAGAGAUGGAUGAGCAGAACAGGCCCAUCCACACCUUCCAGGUGUGCCACGUGAUGGAGCCGAACCAGAACAACUGGCUGCGCUCGAGCUGGAUCGCGCGGCAGGCGGCGGAGAGGAUCUACGUAGAGCUGCGCUUCACACUCCGCGACUGCAACAGCAUCCCGUGGGUUUCGGGCACGUGCAAGGAGACCUUUAACCUGCACUACCUAGAAUCGGAAGAGUCGCACAACCACUUCCGUCCCGCCGACUACGCCAAGAUCGAUACGGUCGCCGCAGACGAGAGCUUCACGCAGACGGACGUGGGCGAACGCGUGCUCAGGCUGAACACCGAAGUACGAGAGCUCGGGCCCGUACGCACCUCCGGCUUCUACCUCGCCUUCCAGGACGUGGGCGCCUGCAUCGCCCUGCUCUCGGUGCGCGUCUACUAUAAGAAGUGUCCGUCCACGUUGAGAAAUCUGGCCGCCUUCCCCGACACGGUGCCGCGAGUCCAUUCGUCCGCUCUGGUGGAAGUGAGGGGAGCCUGUGUGCAGAAUGCUGAGGAGCGAGACACGCCGCGACUCUACUGCAGCGCUGACGGCGACUGGCUCGUUCCGCUCGGGAGGUGCGUGUGCAGUGUCGGUUAUGAGGAGAGUGAUGGCCUCUGUCUGGCCUGCAAACCUGGUUUCUACAAAGCGUUCGCGGGGAACAUCAAGUGCUCCAAGUGUCCUCCACACAGCUACAGCUAUACCGAGGCAUCAGCGCUAUGCCACUGUGAGAAAGGCUACUACAGAGCAACCAAAGACCCACCCAGCACGGCCUGCACAAGGCCUCCCUCACUCCCUCGCAACGUAGUCUACAUCAUGAACGAGACGGCGCUGUUCCUUCACUGGGCUCCGCCAAGUGACGCAGGCGGCCGGAAGGAUUUGACGUACAACGUGCUCUGCCAUCGCUGUGGGGGUGCGGGCCAGGUAUGCCAACCGUGCACCAGUGAUGUGCGCUUUGUGCCCCCACCUGUGGGCCUCACUCGCACCUCCGUGGCCGUGCUGGACUUCGUAGCCAACGCUAACUACACGUUCCAGAUCGAGGCGGUGAACGGGGUGUCGGGGAUGGGCGGAGCGGCAAGACAGAUGGCUAAUAUCACCAUCAGCACCGAACAGGCCGGUCCAUCAUUGGUGGGGACAGUGAAGAAAGACUGGUCAACUCAGAACAGUAUGGCUCUCUCCUGGCAGGAGGCCGAGCAGCCCCACGCUCCCAUCUUGGACUAUGAGAUCAAGUACUAUGAGAAGGAGCAUGAGCAGUUGAGUUACUCCUCCACUCGUACUAAAGUACCCAGCGCGAUAGUAACCGGUCUCAAAUCCUCCACGGUCUACGUCUUUCAUGUGAGAGCUCGAACCGCCGCCGGCUACAGCAGCUACAGCCCCAAGAUUGAGUUCAUCACAGGGGAUGACGACUCAGAGGAAGUCUCUGAUCAGGGCCAGGUGUUGGUAAUUGUUACUGCUGCAGUGGGAGGGUUUUCACUGCUCGUCAUCCUCACCCUCUUCCUCCUCAUCACUGGGAGGUGCCAAUGGUACAUCAAAUCCAAGAUGAAACCACAGGACAAGAGAAGGACACAGUAUCAGAAUGGACAUGUGCCCUUUCCAGGAAUAAAGACCUACGUUGAUCCGGACACGUAUGAGGAUCCCUCUCAAGCUGUCCAUGACUUUGCCAAGGAGAUUGACCCAUCCCGUAUCCACAUAGAGAGAGUCAUUGGAGCUGGUGAGUUUGGGGAGGUGUGUAGUGGCCGUCUCCGUACUCCGGGCAAGAAGGAAAUCCCGGUAGCCAUAAAGACCCUAAAAGGCGGCUACACUGAGCGGCAGAGAAGGGACUUUCUGCGAGAAGCCAGCAUCAUGGGACAGUUUGACAACCCCAACAUCAUUAGACUGGAGGGCGUGGUCACUAAGAGUCGCCCUGUGAUGAUUGUAGUGGAGUACAUGGAGAACGGUUCACUAGACUCCUUCCUGAGGAAGCAUGAUGGGCACUUCACCGUCAUCCAGCUUGUCGGUAUGCUGCGUGGCAUCGCCUCUGGUAUGAUGUACCUUUCUGACACUGGCUACGUCCACCGCGACCUGGCAGCCCGGAACAUUCUAGUGGAUGACAACCUGGUGUGUAAGGUGUCGGACUUCGGCCUGUCUAGGGUGCUAGAGGACGACCCGGAGGCUUCCUACACCACUACUGGAGGGAAAAUCCCCAUCCGUUGGACAGCUCCAGAGGCCAUCCAGUACAGAAAGUUUACCUCAGCCAGUGACGUCUGGAGUUACGGCAUUGUGAUGUGGGAAGUGAUGUCUUAUGGAGAGCGACCCUACUGGGAGAUGUCCAAUCAGGAUGUGAUCUUGUCCAUAGAGGAGGGUUACAGGCUGCCUGCACCCAUGGGCUGCCCGAUCGCUCUGCAUCAGUUAAUGGUUCACUGCUGGCAGAAAGAGCGCAGCAGACGGCCUCGCUUCCACGAUUUACUCAGCUUCCUGGACCAGCUUAUCCGCAACCCCAGCAGCCUCCUCACACUGGUGGAGGAUGUGCACAGUUUACCAGAAAGCCCUGAGGACUUGCCUGAUUACCCUCUCUUCAUCUCCAUCGGGGAUUGGCUGGACUCCAUUAAGAUGAGUCAGUACAAGAACAACUUCAUAGCAGCAGGGUACACGACCCUGGACUCCAUUUCCACCAUGAACAUUGAUGAUGUGAGGAGGAUUGGAGUGUCUCUGAUCGGACACCAGAGGAGGAUAGUGAGCAGCAUACAGACACUGCGACUGCAAAUCAUGCACAUCCAACAGAAUGGCUUCCACGUAUGA